Messenger RNA from Stegostoma tigrinum, 1080 nucleotides. RefSeq names its product P2Y purinoceptor 14-like. Bases 1 to 1080 code for a protein of 359 amino acids. The record is from RefSeq and is a predicted model, not a curated record. Gene Ontology annotation, cellular component: membrane. Gene Ontology annotation, molecular function: G protein-coupled purinergic nucleotide receptor activity. The transcript has a single exon. Lineage: Eukaryota; Metazoa; Chordata; Chondrichthyes; Orectolobiformes; Stegostomatidae. Gene Ontology annotation, biological process: G protein-coupled receptor signaling pathway.
AUGGCUACCUCUUCAGAAAUCGCCACAACUGAGAGUGCAACAAACUAUCUCAACGCAACAAACCAUCAGAGUAACCUUUGUGUCACUGUCUCACACGGAUUCGUAGUAUUUCUCAUUAUUGCUUAUACAGUAAUAUGUAUAAGCGGAUUCAUUCUCAACAGCCUAGCGUUUUGGGUGUACUUCUGUCACAUCCCCAGCAGCAAUUCCAUUAUAGUCUAUUUAAAAAAUCUGGUCAUAGCCGAUUCCCUCCUGGUCCUUUCGCUUCCAAUAAAAAUCCUCAAAGACAGUGAAGCCAUUCCCACUGAAAUCCUGAACAACAUUUACUGCAAUUUUGUGGCAUGCAUCUUCUAUUUGAACAUAUAUUCCAGUAUUUGUUUUCUUGGAUAUAUUGCAGCAAUCAGGUACCUAAAAAUCGUCAGGCCACUCAAAGUACAUGCAUUUCAAAAUCUGAAGACUGCCAAAUGCCUUUCCUUGGGAACGUGGGGUGUUCUCAUCUUCGUCGGAAUCCUUUUCACGCUUCUGGUAAAUAUGGAAAAGCAAUCACUGCCAGCGAACUCUCGCAUUUGCAUAAAAGCCGGUCAGGGUCGGGAAACUAUAUACGCGUUUUCUCACGUUGCUGCCCUGAUCACGUUUGUGUGUGUGUUAGUCGCACUGUGUUUCUUCUAUGUUCAAAUUUCAUUGCAACUCCACCGACCUCCUUCUACACAGUCACUGAUCAAGCAGACCAAGGCAAAGAACAACAUUCUCAUUUUGCUCGUGGUGUUUAUGGUCUGCUUUGUGCCCUACCACAUUGUCAGGUUUCCGUACAUUUUGAGUCAGACCAACUUUAUUGAAGACUGCUACUGGAAGACGAUUUUGUACUACGCUAAGGAGUCUUCCCUCUUGCUGUCAACCCUUAACUCGUGCUUUGAUCCAGUGAUCUACUUUCUGUUUUGCAAAGCAUUCAGAUCAAAGCUGGGCCUGGAUAAAAAUGCAGAGGACAUAGAGCUCUAUGAAGUUUCAGGCCCUGCUAACAAUUCAAAUAUUGCACUCAAUCACUCCCCUCAUUGUCAUGUCAACAGUAAGAGGACCAAAUUUUAA